AACAGUAACUCUGUUCCGGAAACGCCUACGACCCAAUUGCCACGUCCUCCAUGUUUGCAUCGAUACGAAAGCGUUACUGAAGCAAAUUCACUUGGAAUAGGGGCAUUAAGAUGGGGAACAUUUUCCAGAAAAUGUUCCGUUCCUUAAUGGGAUUGAAAGACAUGCGAAUUCUCAUGGUUGGACUCGAUGCUGCCGGAAAAACUACUAUUCUAUACAAACUGAAGUUGGGAGAAAUUGUGACAACAAUCCCAACCAUUGGUUUCAAUGUUGAAACCGUUGAAUACAAGAACAUCAAUUUCACGGUAUGGGAUGUAGGCGGUCAAGAUAAGAUCCGGCCGUUGUGGAGACAUUAUUAUCAAAACACCCAGGGUCUUAUUUUCGUUGUUGAUAGCAAUGACAGGGAGCGAAUUUCCGAAGCAAGGGAAGAAAUGAAUAGAAUGCUCAACGAAGACGAGCUCCGGGAAGCUAUACUCCUCGUAUUCAGCAACAAGCAAGAUUUACCGAAUGCGAUGAAUGCCGCAGAAAUAACCGACAAGCUUGGACUCCACAGUUUGCGCAACCGCAAAUGGUACAUUCAAGCUACUUGUGCUACCAGUGGUGAUGGCUUGUAUGAAGGUCUAGAUUGGCUGUCCAAUACAUUAAAGAACUCGAAAAAGUAAAUCAAACGAAUGAUGCUUGAUAAUGAUUAGACAUUUGUACACAUGAAGAAAAACUGUGAUGCAAUGAGAUGAUCACCAGUGGAUGACAUUAGUAAUAUUCUACACAGUGCAAGAAAACAGUAAAUACAAAGAUCUAAACUUUGCUGUCCAUUUUAGCCUUGUUCUCAUCUCCUGUUUUUCUUUUGAAGUGGUGUUGUAGAAACUGGAAUAAUUAUUUAGAUUAUACUGUAGUGUGCUCAAUUUUCACUUUAGCAUGAACGUUAACAAUGUUGAGGGUGUUGCCCAUCCUGUGUGAUGGAUUGAAUGCCGGUUUAGUGUUAAAAUACUUCUAGUAUUUGUAAUUCAAAUCAAUGGAUUCAUUAUGGCUCUGAAAUUUCUUGUACAUUGGUUGUAAACAUGUGUCGUCUAUUGUAGACAUUCAAUCACUACAUCUUGAAUACUGUAAUUAUGACAAUAACAUUCUCAUUUCCUUGAGAACGUUGGUUCCAAUUAUCACUAUUGGGUCCAGUUAUUUUACCUUCGAAUCGUUGCAAAUAUUCAUUUUGUUCACUCUUGGAAAGUUAUGGAAUAUAAUGAGUGUUGUCUCACUAAACAGAUUGUCAAUUCUUUCCAUUGAGUUUUAGAUGUAUGUAAUGUUCAAUUGGAUUGUGUUGUGGAACAUACACUGGUAAAUAUUAUGUAGACAGGUUUAAAAAAUCCUUAAUUUUAUUCUUCAUAUGAUUGUAUUUCAUGCUGAUGUCUCGUUGUAAAACAUUAAAAAUAUUCCAUUUCA
This is a messenger RNA of Haliotis rufescens (red abalone), 1431 nucleotides long. RefSeq names its product ADP-ribosylation factor 2. Gene Ontology annotation, cellular component: cytoplasm; plasma membrane. The coding region runs from base 111 to 659 and encodes 182 amino acids. The transcript has a single exon. Gene Ontology annotation, biological process: vesicle-mediated transport; intracellular protein transport. Gene Ontology annotation, molecular function: GTP binding; GTPase activity. NCBI's taxonomy places the organism in Eukaryota, Metazoa, Mollusca, Gastropoda, Lepetellida, Haliotidae. The record is from RefSeq and is a predicted model, not a curated record.